GACGGACGAGCAGCGGGAUAGCGAGUGAUGCCGUUCGCACAGCUGGUGAUCGGCCCUCCUGGGUCCGGCAAGUCGACGUACUGCAAUGGAAUGCAGCAGUUCAUGUCUGCCAUCGGGCGCAAGUGCUCGAUUGUCAAUUUGGAUCCGGCCAACGACCAGACUUCGUAUACGCCGGCAGUGGACGUGCGGGAGCUCGUUACGCUGGAGGAGAUCAUGAAGGAAGACACCCUGGGCCCGAACGGAGCUGUCCUGUAUGCGCUGGAGGAGCUCGAGGAGAACUUCGAGUGGCUUGAGGAAGGACUACACAGCUUGGGAGAUGACUAUGUGCUGUUCGACUGUCCCGGCCAGGUGGAGAUAUUCACACACCACAGCUCACUAAGGAACAUGUUCUUCAAGAUCCAGAAACUUGGGUAUAGACUAGUUGUAGUGCACCUGGUCGACUCUUAUAACCUCACGCUUCCAUCGAUGUACAUCUCGGCGCUGCUGCUGUCACUCCGGGCAAUGCUUCAGAUGGAUCUGCCGCACCUGAACGUGCUGACUAAGAUCGACAACCUCAGCAAAUAUCCUUCCCUCCCGUUCAACCUGGACUUCUACACCGAAGUCCACGACCUGUCGCACCUGAUACCGCACCUGAACGAGGAAGCGCCGUGGCUCGCGAAUUCCAAGUUCGACGCGCUGAACUCCGCCAUAGUCGAGCUAGUGCAGGAUUUCGGGCUGGUAGGAUUCGAGACGCUGGCGGUAGAGGAUAAGAAGAGCAUGAUGAGCCUGCUGCAUGCGAUCGAUCGAGCGGGCGGGUAUGCAUUUGGGUCCGCUGAGGGCGCCAACGAUACAGUCUGGCAGGUGGCUGUUAGAGAAGGUAUGGGAGUGAUGGAUGUCAAGGAUGUGCAGGAGAGGUGGCUGGAUGCAAAGGAUGAGUGGGAUGAGAAGGAGAGGCAGGACUGGGAAGCAGAAGCCAGGGCGAGAGAAAUGAGCUCAACAGGUCCUGCCGGCGACAACGACGACAUGGACAUGGACGAGCUAAUGUCGAAUGUCCCGCCCAACAACGGCAUCAAGGUGGUAAGGAAACCGCCCAAGUAA
Messenger RNA from Trichophyton rubrum CBS 118892, 1077 nucleotides. RefSeq lists its product as uncharacterized. Gene Ontology annotation, cellular component: cytoplasm. The transcript is spliced from 3 exons. Lineage: Eukaryota; Fungi; Ascomycota; Eurotiomycetes; Onygenales; Arthrodermataceae. The record is from RefSeq and is a predicted model, not a curated record. Gene Ontology annotation, molecular function: GTPase activity. The coding region runs from base 28 to 1077 and encodes 349 amino acids.